UUACACAAGUUCAGAUAAUCACCAACAGUUUUCCGAUGAUUAUUCUCUGAGAGGUGUGGAUCAGCGAUCAUGGGGUCUAGGCAGAGUGACGAAAGGGGCAGUUCAUCGUCUUCUAGGCAGAAUAAUACAGCUUCACCACCUAGCACAAGCAGGCGAGAGGAGGCUACCGAAAGGGAGCUCGAUUACACUGAAUUGCUGGCGUAUUUGAUGCGAAGUGGCCAGAUUCGAUUGGUGUCGUCCAACCCUGACUGGGCUCUUGGAGUUGAGGACAGUGACGAUGAUACCACCAUUGAGUGCUGUCCUGAGGCUGAUCUCAACCCAGACACAGAAGCCAUAGAUGCGAGUGCAUUGAAGCAGCAGAUGCUAUUCAGGGCCGGUAUGAAUCACAAUUGUACCAUACCCAAAGAGAGACCUGUCACUGAUAUGCUUCAAAAGAGAGCUGUCGGCAGUUGUCUGAGGGGUAACUUUUCCAGAGGAGACCUUGCAAUGGUUUCUGCAAGCUAUCUACCAAACUCAAUGAGGUCUAUCGCACAGUACAACACCAAGGCCUUCUGCGGGAACUACUCCAAAGACGGCUCUGUGUUUCUAUCGGCGUGUCAGGAUCAGGUUCUGAGGGUGUAUGACACGACAAAGGGAAAGUUUGAGAAAUUUAAAGAGAUCCGAGCCAGAGAUGUCGGCUGGAGUAUCCUAGACACAGCUUUUAGUCCUGACGGUAACUACCUCAUCUAUUCUAGCUGGUCAGAAUGCAUUCACUUGUGCAAUGUUCAUGGAGAGUUUCAGACCCACAACUCGAUGGAUCUGGAGCCAACAGAUCGACACUUCUGCCCUUUCUCCAUUCAGUUUUCCAGUAACAACAAAGAGAUUCUAGCAGGGGCCAAUGACGGCUUCCUGUAUAUCUACGACAGAGAACUAAACAAGAGAACAACACGGAUAGACGCCCAUGAAGACGACAUCAAUUCAGUGAAGUUUGCGGACGAUUCCUCACAGAUCCUCUUCUCGGGUGGUGACGAUGGUAUGUGUAAAGUAUGGGACCGUAGAAUGCUGAGUGAUACAGCAUGUGAUCCUGUGGGAGUAAUGGCCGGCCAUACGGACGGAAUCACAUGCGUAGAUUCAAAGGGAGAUGGACGUCAUCUCAUCACCAACUCCAAGGAUCAGAGCGUCAAACUCUGGGACCUCAGAGUCUUCUCCCCUAGCUCAGCUAUCUCCAGCUGUAGAAAGGCUGUAGCUGGACAGACAUGGGAUUAUCGCUGGCAACAGUUACCUAGGAGAUCAAAGAGGACAAAUAACGUGAAGGGCGAUACGUCAUUAAUGACCUACAGAGGUCACGGAGUGCUUUAUACGUGUAUCAGGUGUCACUUCUCACCUGCUUUUACUACUGAUCAGAAAUAUAUCUACUGUGGAUGUGCAACUGGAGGAAUAAUUAUUUAUGAUGUCCUGACGGGAAAGAUCGUGAGGAAACUGGACGGACACAGAGAGUGUGUUCGAGACGUCUCUUGGCAUCCCUUUGAAAACAACAUCAUCAGUUCAUCGUGGGAUGGAAGCCACGGCAUGUGGGAGUACAACCGUGAUGUUAAUGGAGAAUGGGAAGAUGAUGAUUCAGACGAUGAUUCGGACGACUCGGGAAACGACGAUGAUAUCUUCCAUAGAUUAAGGAGACCCAGGAGACAACCACAGAGGCUCUAGAGAAGUAGCUCCAACAUUUUCUGUUGAUUUUGGGGGUUGAACAAAGAAUCGACUAGAGUGGGAUUUGAACAAACGACCUCUGGAUUAUUGU
Messenger RNA from Asterias rubens (European starfish), 1774 nucleotides. RefSeq names its product DDB1- and CUL4-associated factor 11-like. The record is from RefSeq and is a predicted model, not a curated record. Lineage: Eukaryota; Metazoa; Echinodermata; Asteroidea; Forcipulatida; Asteriidae. Gene Ontology annotation, biological process: proteasome-mediated ubiquitin-dependent protein catabolic process. Gene Ontology annotation, cellular component: Cul4-RING E3 ubiquitin ligase complex. The coding region runs from base 70 to 1683 and encodes 537 amino acids. Gene Ontology annotation, molecular function: protein binding. The transcript has 15 exons.